CCGCUUGCAUCGCCGCGCCUGCCUCCCGGACCCCGGCCAGGGGCGCUGCUCCCGCCUCGCUCCUCCGACCCCCCGGCCGCCUGGACGGCGCCCCCACUUCGAGCCUGCCCCGCCGAGCGUCCCGGGAUGAGGGCUCCCAGCGUGGGUGCCGGCCGAGCCCCCGGUCGCUAAGGGGCCCCGGCGAGGCGCGGAGAUGGGGGUGCGCGCCUGGCCCCCUUUUCUAGAAUGGCCUGCCCUGCUCCUUCUGCCCUCCCUGCUGCUGCCUCUUCUGGGCCUCCCGGUCCUGGAGUCCCCGCCAUGCCACAUCUGUGACAGCCAAAUCCUGGAGAGGUACCUCCUGGAGGCCAAGGAGGCCGAGAAUGUCACGGCGGGCUAUGCAGACAGCUGCGGCUUGAGUGAGAAUAUCACAGUCCCGGACCCCAAGGUUAACUUCUACACCUGGAAGAGGAUGGAGGUUGGGCAGCAGGCCCUGGAGGUCUGGCAGGGCCUGUCCCUGCUCUCAGAGGCCAUCCUGCGGGGCCGGGCCUUGUUAGCCAACUCCUCGCAGGCGUCGGAGACCCUGCGGCUCCACGUGGACAAAGCUGUCAGCAGCCUGCGCAGCCUCACCUCCCUGCUCCGGGCGCUGGGAGCCCAGAAGGAAGCUGUCUCCCUUCCAGAUGCAGCCCCCACUGCUCCACUCCAAACAUUCACUGUUGAUACUUUGUGCAAACUUUUCCGAAUCUACUCCAAUUUCCUUCGGGGAAAGCUGAAGCUGUACACAGGGGAGGCCUGCAGGAGAGAGGACAGGUGACCUGAUGUCCCCCGCAGCCCCAGGGCACACCCACCGCCUGCCUCGCUUACCACCCCUGCCUGUGCCGUGCCUUUCUCACCACCACUCCCAGUGCCUUUUGCAGGGCCAUCAGCUCAGUGCCAGCCUGUCCCAGGGACACUCCAGUGCCAACGGUGACAUCUCAGGGGCCAGAGGAACAGUCCAGAGCUCACCUCGAGAUCGGAGGAUGUCACAGGGCAAGUCUGAGGCCCCAGAGCAGGAGGAAUUCAGAGGUUAGCCUUCAACUCAGGAAUGGAACUUUGCUGGGGACGUGACACAUAAGCUCAUCGCCAUGCCUGGCAGAAUUGAUGCCACAACAAGCUUUGGAGGGGAAAUGCGUCUUUUUGCACCCACCAAGCAGGGCCAGGAUGGACUGGAGAAUUUAGUCGGCGAGCCAGGAAUCUUCCCGGCCCAAUGGGGACUCCUACAACAGCAAGCACCCCCUGGACAAUGGGGGUGAUGGGAGCUGCAAAAAUGGGAUAGGGGCUGGCCCCUGGCUGAUGUGCGGCCCGGCCUUUCUGUAUUUUAUCAAUCACACUGGCAAGAACCGA
Choloepus didactylus (southern two-toed sloth) is the source of this 1359-nucleotide messenger RNA. RefSeq names its product erythropoietin (gene EPO). Gene Ontology annotation, cellular component: extracellular region. The coding region runs from base 194 to 790 and encodes 198 amino acids. NCBI's taxonomy places the organism in Eukaryota, Metazoa, Chordata, Mammalia, Pilosa, Megalonychidae. The transcript is spliced from 5 exons. Gene Ontology annotation, molecular function: erythropoietin receptor binding; hormone activity; cytokine activity. The record is from RefSeq and is a predicted model, not a curated record.